This is a messenger RNA of Aspergillus puulaauensis, 876 nucleotides long. RefSeq lists its product as uncharacterized. The record is from RefSeq and is a predicted model, not a curated record. The transcript has 3 exons. The coding region runs from base 1 to 876 and encodes 291 amino acids. NCBI's taxonomy places the organism in Eukaryota, Fungi, Ascomycota, Eurotiomycetes, Eurotiales, Aspergillaceae.
AUGCAGCUUAUCCUUGCAAUCAGCGACCAGCAGCUUGUCACUGGGCUCGCUAUGCUCAUCGGGGCAUUUAGCCAGCUCAACUGCGGCAUAUCAUUCUACCACUGGCAGGUGGCAACUACUUUGGCUUGGUUCGCCUCGAUCACCCAUCUCGCAACUCUCCCAUUCCUUCAAGAGUUCCUCCAAAGGCGCAAGUUCCUCCUCUGCUUGAGGGUGAUGCUGAUGUCAGGGGUCGCUAUUAUGCUGUCGAUAGCCCUGCUCCGAAGCGGCAAUCCGGAGAUUCCGGCCAUGUGUGGAACUGUGGCCAAUGGAUCUGUCGCAGUCAGUAUCUGGAUGUCUCAGAACGGCGUGUACACGAUCUUAUCGGAAGUCAUACUUCUUGGAACCCUCGUCACUCGGCUUCUGCGAAUGUUUUCACAUACCAGCCAUGCCGGUAUGAGACUUAUGGGAUUUGUGCGUGCAAAGUGGCAGGCCUCCAUAAUUGGGCUUUGUAAAAGGCUCCAAGCACGCAGCGGAUUGGCUGCUGCGGUCACUCUUUGGGUACCUGUAUUGAGUCUAUCAGUCCUGGUCUCGGUUCAGACUCUGCUUGACUUCAUGCGCUCCCGCACAUGGGAGGUACUAUGGCUACUGUUUUCCCUCGUAUGGGGUACCCUGCGACUAUUUACUGUCCGUUACAGCAUGCAGAGAAGCCGGGAUAUGUUGGAGGAGAGUUAUUGGGGCUUCGGCCAGGUUAUCCCAGUAUUGCUUCUUCUUGUACCAGGCUUGGUGGUUGUGGAAAGCCUCUCCGGCUUCAAAUACCCCAACCCGAUACGAAAAUCUGCAACUCUUAGACCUGAGAGACGGCCAACAAGCACGGUCAACGCCCAGUCUCCAAAAUGA